Adineta ricciae is the source of this 420-nucleotide messenger RNA. Lineage: Eukaryota; Metazoa; Rotifera; Eurotatoria; Adinetida; Adinetidae. The record is from the annotation of a GenBank genome assembly.
AUGGUGAAGAAUGGUCAUCAUGGCGGUUCCAAAGCGUUGGGUAAACUAUUUCAGUUUUAUCUGCCGGCGAAAACUCAUCGCACCUACUCAUGUCUUCAUUGCCGAGUUCAAUUAGCGAGCCAUGAUGAACUCAUUUCGAAAUCAUUUCAAGGCAGUCAAGGUCGCGCAUACCUAUUCAAUUCCGUUGUUAAUGUAAAUACCAGUGCUGCCGAAGAACGCGUAUUGCUCACAGGUCUUCAUGAAGUCGCUGAUGUAUAUUGUGAUUGCUGCAAAACGUUACUUGGCUGGAAAUAUGAACAUGCAUUCGAAUCAAGCCAGAAGUAUAAGGAAGGAAAAUACAUUAUCGAACUUGUACAUAUGAUCAAGGAUAAUGGUUGGGAUGAUGAAAACAUCGAUAAGACAACGUAUUUAAAGAAAUAA